This is a messenger RNA of Microcebus murinus (gray mouse lemur), 1512 nucleotides long. It is a transcript of the gene WDR77, whose product is annotated as WD repeat domain 77. Lineage: Eukaryota; Metazoa; Chordata; Mammalia; Primates; Cheirogaleidae. Gene Ontology annotation, biological process: oocyte axis specification. Gene Ontology annotation, molecular function: protein binding. The record is from RefSeq and is a predicted model, not a curated record. Gene Ontology annotation, cellular component: methylosome.
AGUUAUCGCGAGAUGUAGAGUUGCCGUGGCCUCCAGAGAGGGGCGGAGGUGCAGAGAUACACCACGUGGGGAAUUACUCUCGGCGCUGAAUCUCCUGCCAGCGUCCAGUUUGGAUCUAGGUGGAAGUUGGAACCGUGGAGAUGCGGAAGGAAACCCCGCCCCCCCUAGUACCCCCAGCAGUCCGCGAGUGGAACCUUCCCCCUAAUGCGCCCGCCUGUAUGGAACGGCAGUUGGAAGCUUCGCGGUACCGGUCCGAUGGGGCGCUUCUGCUCGGGGCCUCCAGCCUGAGUGGCCGCUGCUGGGCCGGCUCCCUCUGGCUUUUUAAGGACCCUUGUGCCGCCCCCAACGAAGGCUUCUGCUCCGCUGGAGUCCAGACGGAGGCCGGAGUGGCGGACCUCACUUGGGUAGGGGACAGAGGUAUCCUAGUGGCUUCCGAUUCAGGUGCUGUUGAAUUGUGGGAGCUGGAUGAGAAUGAGACACUUAUUGUCAGCAAGUUCUGCAAGUAUGAGCAUGAUGAUAUUGUGUCUACAGUCAGUGUCCUGAGCUCUGGUACACAAGCUGUCAGCGGUAGCAAAGACUUUUGCAUCAAGGUUUGGGACCUUGUUCAGCAGAUGGUAUUAAAUUCAUAUCGAGCUCAUGCUGGCCAGGUCACCUGUGUUGCCGCCUCUCCUCACAAGGACUCUGUGUUUCUUUCAUGCAGUGAGGACAAUAGAAUUUUACUCUGGGAUACCCGCUGUCCUAAGCCAGCAUCACAGAUGGGCUGCAAUGCCUCUGGCUACCUUCCUACUUCACUGGCUUGGCAUCCUCAGCAAAGUGAAGUCUUUGUCUUUGGUAAUGAGAAUGGGACUGUCUCCCUUGUGGACACCAAGAGUGCAAGCUGUGCCCUCAGCUCAACUGUACAUUCCCAGUGUGUUACUGGGCUAGUGUUCUCCCCACACAGUAUUCCCUUCCUGGCCUCUCUCAGUGAAGACUGCUCACUUGCUGUGCUGGACUCAAACCUUUCCGAGGUGUUUAGAAGCCGAGCCCACAGAGACUUUGUGAGAGAUGCUACUUGGUCCCCACUCAAUCACUCUCUCCUUACCACGGUGGGCUGGGACCAUCAGGUCAUCCACCAUAUUGUGCCCACAGAACCUCUCCCAGCCCCUGGACCUGAGAGUGUUGCUGAGUAGAUUGGAUUUAAGACAAAAAGCAAGUCCCCCUUGAGUAUCCACUUCUUUGCCCCUGCAUCCUCAGCUUGUGAGACACGCAGGAACCUUCUACAGUAUGUUGAUACACUAGAUCUGUGCAGUUGCAAUAGGCAUUGUCUCCCAGCCCAAGGAAGGCUGGAUUCUGGGAUCCUGUAGUCAAGAGUGGAAAAACUUUCUUAAAAAUGGAUAUGUAUGUAUGUCUGAGUGUGUGUAUAGAUCUGUGGUUAUUGGUGGGAGGGGAAUAAAUAUAUCCAACCCACAUAUUCCCUAAGCACUGCCCCACCUUCUUGCCAAAAAAAUUGAUAAAAGUGUUUUAUGCUUCCCA